CUGAGCUGGAUGCGGAGGUGCUACAAGUGCGAGUCGAGUUGAGGCUUGACUGACCGAAAACUCUUGCGUUUGCUCAUCGCUUGUGAAUGUCUGCUAUCAUCUGCUUUCGAUGUGCUCUAUUGUCUAUCUAUUCUCCGCGGUUCACUGUCUAUCUAUCAUCUGCGCUUUGUUGUCUUGUAUAUAUACAUGCCGUCGCUAUCAUUGAGCAUACCCUUCGUUUAGCAGUCAGUAGAACCAAACUCGUUGGGUUGCUGGCGAUAUAGACGGAUCAUAAUCACGCAAGAUGAGGUUCAACGGUGUAUGGUACAGCUGGC
Molecule: messenger RNA, 314 nt
Organism: Schizophyllum commune H4-8
Lineage: Eukaryota; Fungi; Basidiomycota; Agaricomycetes; Agaricales; Schizophyllaceae
Exons: 1
Coding region: 87-263 (58 amino acids)
Source: RefSeq, a predicted model, not a curated record